AUGAUAUCAAUCGAGGAUAUACAGGAAAAGGCAUUGAAACCUCAUCAGAUGCAUAGACAGUUGUCUAUUCGUGAAACUGAGAUGAUUUCCUUGGGAUUACUAGAAAUGCUUUGUGAUUCAGAUUGUCAAGAUGAAAAAACGUUAAAGUAUUUAGCCAAGUUCUUAACUCCUGAACUGUAUGAGGACCUGAUUGAUGAAAGAAAUUUAAAUAAGAAGUGUGGUUACCCAUUAUGUGAUAGAGCUCCAGAGAGAAUACGUGAUCCAUUCUCGAUAGAUAUUAAUACUAGAAAAUUUUUAUGGGAGAAUAAUCCAUACGCAUAUUUAUCAACUUAUUGUAGUAAAUUGCAUUUUAAAUGUUCCCAAUUUUAUCAAAUGCAAUUGUCAGAGGAUGCUCUCUUUAGCAGAACUGGCAUUCAUUUGUAUACUACAACUUCGGGUUCUAAUCCAGGAAUCCCGGAUGACAGUAAAUAUCACGUCACUUUAUUUGAAGAAUUAUUAAGAGAGAAAGCUUCUGAAGAUGAUAUAAAGAAACUAAUUGCAAGUAUGAGAGGGUUGGAUAUUCAAAACAAGGCAGAUGAUUCAGAAUUAGAUGAAGAGUUGUCAAAGUGGUUAGGAGAUAUAACUAUUGUCGAAAAUCCAAAUCCUAGUGAAUUGGGUGACUUAGUUAGAGAAGAUUAA
Messenger RNA from Vanderwaltozyma polyspora DSM 70294, 678 nucleotides. It is a transcript of the gene RTR2, whose product is annotated as putative protein-serine/threonine phosphatase. Bases 1 to 678 code for a protein of 225 amino acids. The transcript has a single exon. The record is from RefSeq and is a predicted model, not a curated record. Gene Ontology annotation, molecular function: RNA polymerase core enzyme binding; RNA polymerase II CTD heptapeptide repeat phosphatase activity. NCBI's taxonomy places the organism in Eukaryota, Fungi, Ascomycota, Saccharomycetes, Saccharomycetales, Saccharomycetaceae. Gene Ontology annotation, cellular component: cytoplasm; nucleus.